ACUGAGGCUCAUAACCGUAUAUGACCAAUGUUAGAAUAGACGGAAUACUCUAGAUGUGCUGUUCAUCUGAAGGACUAAAAGGAGGUGCUGAAUCUAGCACGACACGAACGGCUGAGAAGCAGCAACGGCUAUAAACCUCAUCUGGACGAGUUUAACAGUUCUACUAGUGAAGCAUGAUGGCAGCUCAUGACCUUUGGAAAACUCUGGAGGACCUUUCAGAAGAACAGUUCAAGCAGUUCAAGUGGUUCCUGAAGCAAGAUGACAUCCCUAAAGGUUUCUCAGCCAUCGCCGUGGCCCGGCUGGAGGGGGCAGACAGACAGGACACGGUGGAUCUGAUGGUGCAAAAAUACCCCCGCACUGGAGCUCUGGAGAGAACCAUGAGCAUUUUAGAGGAGAUCAGCAGGAAUGAUCUGAAGCAGCGUUUGUUCAACACUCUUAACUCAAGACGAAAAGAACUCAAGAACCAUGACUCUGCUCCUCUCAAUUGUGAAUAUGGAAGAAUGAAGUCCAAGCUUGAGAAGACAGAGGAUGAAAUCAAGCUGAUGAUCCAGGAGAGACAGAAGAAAAUCUUGGAAAUCAACAGCUCAGAAGAGUUCAACAGUAAAUCUGCAGACAGACACAUCGCAGACAGUGAGCAGGUCUAUGCUGUUAUGCAGCAGUCUGUCAUAGACAGUCUGGCUCAUCUCAAUUUGGCAAUUAAAGAAAAGCGGGAAACGACAAAGAAACAGGCCAAAGGAUUCAUCCAAGAGCUGGAGCAGGAAAUCUCCGAGCUGACAAAGAGAGGUGCUGAGGUGGAGCAGCUCUCACGCACCCCGGACCACCCUGACUUCCUGCAAAACUUCUCAUCCCUGAAUGCUAUUCCACCCACCAAGAACUGGACAGAAGUCAGCGUCACUCCGGCAUCAUAUGGGGGAAGUGUGGGGGCCGCUGUGAAUCAACUGGUGGAAACACUCAGUAAAGAGAAGGAGAAAUUGAUCGCCAAAUUCAAACUGAGAAGGGUCCAGCAGUUUGCUAAGGAUGUGACUUUGGAUCCUGAUACAGCAAACGCCAAUCUCAUAUUGUCUGACGAUGGGAAAAAAGUUUACUGUGGUGACGCAAUACAAAACCUCCCAGACAACCCAGAAAUAUUUAAUCGUGCUAUAAAUGUAUUAGGAAAGGAGAGUUUCUCUUCAGGGAGGUUUUACUACGAGGUUCAGGUUAAAGGAAAGACUUCCUGGGAUUUAGGAGUCGUCAAAGAGACGGUCAACAGGAAGGGGUCCAUCUCAGCAAGCCCCGACAAUGGCUACUGGACUAUAUGUUUAAGGAAAGGAAAUCAGUACAACGCUCAUGCUGUCAAUCUCACUGUAAAAAAUCAGCCAGAGAAGGUGGGCGUGUUUGUGGAUUAUGAUAAGGGUUUAGUGUGCUUCUAUGACGUAGACUCUGAAGACCUUAUCCACCGCUUUACUGACUGUUCCUUCACUGAGAAACUCUACCCAUUCUUUAGUCCCGGUAGACAUUUCGAUGGAAAAAACGCCACCCCUCUGAUCAUCUCUCCUGUCAAUUACAACGAUUAGAUUUGAUAUAGCAUCUACUUCUACAACUGAUUCUACAAUUUAAGAAACAUCCCCCAAAAAUUGCAAUUGUGAUGUUAGUGAUUAACCAAGUUAAUGAUCCUAAAACAGUGUAGGAGAUGACUGAUAUGCUUUGAAACUGUCUUUGGAAUUUGGUUGUACCCAACCUGCACAGCUAGAUGGUGCCACUUCCUCUUUGAUAAAAGAGUUAAAUAUGUGUGUGCUGUCUUGCUCUGCACCCUGAUCAAGAGUUAUUUCUUUGAAUAAAUGUCUU
Molecule: messenger RNA, 1824 nt
Organism: Anoplopoma fimbria (sablefish)
Lineage: Eukaryota; Metazoa; Chordata; Actinopteri; Perciformes; Anoplopomatidae
Product: pyrin-like
Exons: 4
Coding region: 174-1553 (459 amino acids)
Molecular function (GO): protein binding
Source: RefSeq, a predicted model, not a curated record